Molecule: messenger RNA, 2530 nt
Organism: Pseudoliparis swirei
Lineage: Eukaryota; Metazoa; Chordata; Actinopteri; Perciformes; Liparidae
Product: cyclic AMP receptor-like protein A
Exons: 12
Coding region: 153-1148 (331 amino acids)
Biological process (GO): cell surface receptor signaling pathway; adenylate cyclase-activating G protein-coupled receptor signaling pathway
Cellular component (GO): plasma membrane
Molecular function (GO): G protein-coupled receptor activity; cAMP binding
Source: RefSeq, a predicted model, not a curated record
GCCCCCUUCGACAACGCUUGACUCAGAAACGGUCCGAGGGGCUUUUUGUCCCUUUGAGCGCACCGUAGAAACCGGAAGUGAAAAAGAAAAAGAGCUACAGCUAAACAAAAACUAAUUGACGCUAAACCAUCUAAAAUACAACUUGUCUCAAAAUGGACAGUCAACACCCAAAGAGUAACGAUUCACGCUGCGUGUUUUUUAAUACAGAUUCAGAAGACUAUCGAUGCGUGGUGAUUUUAAGAGUAAAACGAGCGACGGGAACCUUCUCCCUCGUAGGAUGCUUGUUCAUGCUCUUUGUGAUCUGGCUGCUGCACAGGUAUCACUCUCUGGCUCAGAAGAUGAUCCUCAGCCUGACGGUGGCCGCCUUCUUCGACAGCGUAGCGUACGUCAUGGGUGACUCCCAUCCAGAGGGAUCUCUGUGUGACUUCCAGGCCUGCUGGCUGACGUACUUUGACUGGAGUGCCCUGGCCUGGGUUUGCCUCAUCACAGUGAACCUGUACCUCAACCUGGUGCGUGAGGUCAGCACCAACCGAUACGAGACGUUGUACCAUGUGAUGGCGUGGGGGGUUCCUCUGGUCAUGGCCUCCUUGCCCCUGCUGAAGGGUUACUACGGCCCCGCGGGAGCCUGGUGCUGGAUCACAGACGAUCACGUAGCCUGGAGAUUUGGGAUAUGGUACGUGCCUCUGUUCAGCCUCAUCUUCUUGAUGAUCUGCUGCAAUGCCAGGAUCAUCUGCGUGGCCAACGCGAGGCUCUCCUUGGCGGAGGAGAUCAAGCCGUUGAAGUGGUAUCCGUCCGUCUACCUGCUGGUGUCCAUCUUUCCCCUCAUCAACAGGCUCCACAACGCCUUCUACCCACUGGAUCCGUCCUUCCCGCUCAUCCUGUUGCACGUCCUGUCGGCACCGCUGCACGGCCUUGCCAACGCGUUCGUCUUCGGCCUGGAUCGGGAUUGGUGGAGCCUGCUGAGCCCCACUGGCAUGCAGCUGGCUCUGCAGUCACGGCUGUGUGACAGGACCCGGAUCGGAGAGUACCACCCCGGGGCGGUGCGCUACACACAGGCCGACCUCGUCGACCUCAGCGACGACGACGACGACGACACCAACGUGCUCUUCUACUCUCCAGACAUGACCCUGAAGGACCGAGGGCCCUGAGAGAGAGAAGGGGGGGGGGGGGAGAGAGAGAGGGAAGGAGAGGAAAGGACAAAGAGAGAGGGAAGGACAGAGAGAGAGAGAGAGAGAGAGGAAGGAAGGAGGGUCGCAGCCAGAGAGAGACGCAGCGGAUUAGAAACCGAGAGGGAGGAACAAGAGGAGGGAGGGAAGGAAGGGAAAAGAUUGGGGGGACAGUCGGGCAGAUAGAAGGCGGAGAUGAGCUGUCAGGUUCCAUUAUUAAUCCCCAUCCUUUACUAUUUAAUAUCCUAAAGACACACACACACACUCACACACACACACACACCCUGAGCCGAGCUGCAGCACGACGGCGAGAGAGGAGCGUCUCUCGUCCUGACGCUCAGGGGGGGGGGGGCUGAAAGGCAAUCAUAACACGGUGUUAGUUUAGCACUCGCAGCAAUUACCUUUUCACUUCUCUACGGGGAGAAUUAGGGGGGAAAACAGACCUUUUGAAAAGCAGCCCGUGUGUCAGAAGUUGAAAGAUUGAUCUCGGUUGUGAACUAUUUCCUUCCCGGUGGGGGGGGGGGGGUGCAGUGGCAAUACAACAGGACUUUGGAGGAGGAAACGAGUCCCAAAGCAGCGUCUCCGUCCUCGGACACUAUCAGUGUUCUUUUCGCACAAGUAUUAUUUUUUUAAGACUGUUUGUAUGUUGUUGUUUUUUUAAUCGUUUUUUUUUAUGGAAUACUACAUUUGUUUGUUCCACUGUAUUUAUCAACAACCUAUGUAUAUGUAUAUAUAUAUAUAUUAUUUUUUUUAAGUGUACGCUCUAUUUUUGUACGUGCCUCGGACCGGAACGUGAGGUGUGGUCCACGCUGCUCUCAUAAUAAUAAAUCAUAAUAAUGAAACAUAAGAAUAAUACAUACGAAUAUUAACGUCGGCUUUACGAAACAAGCAGCACACGAUGACGUCGCCUCUGAUGGUUCCUCGCCUCGCGGCUCUUGUCCCUGAGGCGGAGGAGGAGGGGGGCAUGUGGCUGAGGUGUGAUUGGCGGGAUGGUGGAGUCGCUUUAUAUUCCACCUCAGCCCGGUUUUUUUCUCUCGCUUUUUUCUCCUUCCUCUCCCACACGUCGAGGUGGUUCCAUCACUGUCGGCGAGCUGCCGCCUGUCAGCUGCCGCUCUGACAAGUUGAACUAAUGAACCGACACUUGACCCCCUUUUUACCCUUGAGUUGUCGGAGCUCUUCUGCCGGGCGUCAGUGAACACCAGAGUGCAACUUUCGUUUGCAGUUCACAGAGACCCCCCCCCCACACACACACACACACUAUCUCACACACGUGCACUGUGCCCCCUCUUUCGGCACUGUUGCUGUUUUUAACUUGUUCACUCCCAUCAAAUAAAUGAGCAGCAGAGACAUUUCAUAACAAAGCU